AUGGCCGACACCCCCACCACCUCCUCCCCCACCGCCUCGCGCCCGCCACCCGCCGCCGCUGGAGAGGUGAGAUCCGGUGGCAGUCAGCCUUCCUCACUGCCGGCGGACCUAAGCCGGUCGGUGGGACUCGGUGGGAACCGUCAGGAUGUCUUCACUCCGCGGACGUCUGAGCAGCAGAAACAUCCAGUGCAGCGACAGGCCAGGUCUGAGGGGCAACCGACGCAACAGGAUGUCUGGACAGGUCAGUCAGAUCACCAGGAGAGCCAGCUGUAUCAGCCGGCUCAGCAGGACAGUCAGCUGUCUCAGCUAGAUCAGCAGGGCAGUCAGCUGUAUCAGCUAGAUCAGCAGGGCAGUCAGCUGUAUCAGCUAGAUCAGCAGGAUAGUCGGCUGUAUCAGCCGGCUCAGCAGGACAGCCAGUCGUCUCAGCAGGAUAGUCAACUGUGUCAACAGGAGGCUCAGCUGCGUCAGCGGGCUCAGCAGGACAGCGGGCUCCACCAGCCGUCUCAGCAGGAGAGCCAGCUGUAUCAGCCGUCUCAGCAGGGUGUCUGGUCGCACCAGCCGGUCGGUGGGCCGUCCGGCCGGGACGCGCGGCUCAGCCUGUCCCCGGAACUGCUGCCCGGAGCGGUGCCCUCGCCCGGAGACAGCCUGGAGCUGGCCUCCCCGCGGGAGCCGGACCCCGGACCGGACUCCGGCUCCGGACCGGACUCCGGCUCCGGAUCUCUCCCGGCGGACGCGUGCUGCCGCUGCCGGCCCAGCCGCUGCUGCUCAGUUCGGCACGUACUCGCCUACUUCAGAAGAGCCUGGAUCGGAGUGCGCUUCAAAG
Molecule: messenger RNA, 823 nt
Organism: Amphibalanus amphitrite
Lineage: Eukaryota; Metazoa; Arthropoda; Thecostraca; Balanomorpha; Balanidae
Product: mastermind-like protein 2
Exons: 2
Source: RefSeq, a predicted model, not a curated record